Molecule: messenger RNA, 2401 nt
Organism: Hibiscus syriacus
Lineage: Eukaryota; Viridiplantae; Streptophyta; Magnoliopsida; Malvales; Malvaceae
Product: katanin p80 WD40 repeat-containing subunit B1 homolog KTN80.1-like
Exons: 16
Coding region: 1-2103 (700 amino acids)
Biological process (GO): microtubule severing; microtubule depolymerization
Cellular component (GO): katanin complex
Molecular function (GO): microtubule binding
Source: RefSeq, a predicted model, not a curated record
AUGGUAUUGUGGGAUAUUGAAUACAAGUAUAAUGGUCUAUCCUUACGUGAUAAUGUGCAGAGUCUUUGUGGUCAUACUAGUCCGGUCGAAUCUUUAGCUUUUGAUUUGGCUGAAGUCUUGGUGCUUGCUGGUGCAUCUUCGGGUGUGAUAAAGCUUUGGGAUCUCGAAGAAACAAAGAUGGUUCGCGGACUUAUUGGACACAGAUCUAAUUGCACUGCUUUGGAGUUCCAUCCAUUUGGUGAGUUUUUUGCAUCUGGUUCCAUGGAUACAAAUCUAAAGAUAUGGGAUAUCAGAAAAAAAGGAUGCACUCACACAUAUAAGGGUCAUACUCGAGGCAUUAGCACGAUUAGAUUCACUCCUGAUGACCGCUGGGUGGCUUCUGGUGGAUUUGAUAAUGUUGUAAAGAUGUGGGAUCUUACCGCUGGAAAACUCUUGAAUGAGUUUAAGUUUCACGAAGGGCAUAUUUCCUCCUUAGACUUCCAUCCUCUUGAGUUUCUCCUUGCUACAGGGUCCACGGAUGGAACGGUAAAAUUCUGGGAUUUGGAAACUUUUGAACUGAUUGGGUCUUCAAGACCGGAGGCUGUGGGGGUUCGCUCGAUUACCUUUCAUACUGAUGGGAAAACCCUUUUCUGUGGAUCAGACAAUGAUUUGAAGGUUUAUUCAUGGGAGCCAGUAGUUUGUCAUGAUUCUGCUGAUAUUGGGUGGUCAACACUUGGUGACCUCUGCAUCAAUGAAGGCAAACUUCUGGGUUGUUCGUACUAUAGAAAUUCUAUUGGAGUUUGGGGAGCAGACUUAGCGCAUAUUGAGCCAUAUGGCCGAAAUGGACGUUCUGAGAAGAAAUUUAAUCUUGAGGGAAGUUAUUCUUUGGAGAAAGCUGGGAGUGGCAUGAGGUCAACUUUGGGAUCACGGCCCCUAUCGCCUGAUUACGAGACCAAGGAAAUAAAGAACAUUUAUGUUGACAUUUCGAGUUUGACUUCUUCUCUGAUGAUACAUAUAAACGUGAAGAAAGGAGGAACACAAAUAUCUAAAACGGACCCUAUGUCGGCCAAUAAUAUAAGUCCUGUCGAAAGUCUAAUUUCUACAACGGAAUCAGCUUCUGGCUCUGAGGGUGGCAUUACUAGAAGUCCAAUUCCUAGAAGGGAAACAACCCCUACUUCUGACAGGAUAAUUACUGGAGAUCGAAUUUCUAGAAGGGAAUCAACUUUCACCUCAGAUAGGAUGACUGCUCGAAAUCAAAGUUCUCGAAAGGAAUCGACCGUUGCAUCUAAUAGGAUCGUUACUGUAAAUCAAAUUUCUAGAAGGGGAUCAAAUUAUGCAUCUAGUGGAAGCAUUACUGGAAAUCUAAUUUCUAGAAGGGAAUCAACCUCAGCUUCUGAUGGGAUCAUUACCAAAAACCAAAUCACUCAAAGUGAGUCAACUUCCAUUUCUGUUGGGAUCAUUUCAGGAAAUAAACUUUCUAGAAAUGAUAUGAGUAGACCAACUGGUUUAGUUACUGAAAUUCAAAUUUCUAUGGGGGCAUUGAGUUCUGGUAAUGAUGGGAAUGUUACAAUUAUCGAAAGCCAAAUUUCAAAGGGUGAAUCAAUCUCUGCUAAUGAUGAAAAGCUAACCGAAAGUCUGAUGCAAACGCAUGAUGUAUUCUUAAGUACUCUCCGGUCACGCUUGACAAAGUUACAGGUAGUGCGACAUUUUUGGGAAAAGAAUGACAUUAAAGGUUCUAUUGGUGCUGUGCGGAAACUGCCUGAUCAUUCUGUGCAAGCCGAUGUGAUCGGUGUUUUCAUGGAAAAAAUGGAGAUUCUCACCUUAGAUCUGUUUUCCGUUCUGCUUCCCGUGCUUAUCGGCUUAUUAGAUAGCAAAAUGGAAAGGCACGCAGGUGUUAUUCGGGCAUGUACAUGUCUCGUAGCAGUUUUUGGUCCAAUGAUACGCUCAACUGUUUCAGCCCCGCGUGGUGUCGGUGUUGAUCUUCAUGCCGAGCAGAGGCGAGAAUGCUGCAGUCAGUGUUAUAUGCAGCUGCAAAAGAUUCAAAAUCUUCUUCCAGCCCUUGUAAGGAGAGGUGGCACGGUUGCGAGAUGUGCACAGGAAUUGAAUCUAGUUCUUCAAGAAUGACGAUGAAGGCAGCUAUAUAAAUCGUCUACCACCUAAACAUGAAAAAUGUGGUCAAGCCGAAAUCACUUAUAAAGGCCAUUUUGUCAUGGCCAUGUCCGUAUUGGGCCGUGUAUCUCGAAGAUGGAUGAAGAAGAGACGUUAAUCUCCUAUGUUUCUGGAUUUCCUGGUAAAUUCCCUUGCCAUUCUUUAAUUCAAUAUGGCGACGUUCGUCAUCUUUUCUGUUAAAAAUGCAUGUAAGCAUGUCUCAAUGCAAAUCUACUCUUCGGCUAUAAAAUUCAAUGAAAUGUCAGUUCCUUGA